GCUCGUCGGACUCAUCAAGACCAUUCUAGUGAGCCCUGAAUCUCUUGAAGCUGCCCGAGAUGAAGCUGACCAGUGUGGCCCUGGUGUGCCUCCUACUGGCUGCCAUGUGUCUGCAAGCCUUGGACGGCAAGAGCAUGCACGUGUCCUCCUCCAAUUGUUGUUACACAUCUACAACAAGAAGGAUCCACGAGAAGUUCAUCAAGUGCUACAAAAACACCAGCUCUUCCUGCUCCUACAAGGAUCAAGUAAUAUUCAAGUUGAAAAGAGGAAAAGAGAGUUGUGCCUCAAAGACAGAGCCAUGGGUUAGGGAUUAUUUAAACAAGACGGACCCCUGCACUUGAAAAAUGAGUGAAUUCCUUUUCAUCCUGGACCUUGGAGGCCACCUGGCUUCACCUGUACCUGAACCCGAAGCUGACACCGAUCCUUUUGCACCAAAUUUGCUGGGUCAUGGGUGGUUACUGGGUCCUAUAAGCUAUGUUGUUGCACUUUAUAUUUAAAUUCUAGAACCUUCAACUCCUGCCUCCCUAUGUUUCUUAGACCACAUAGGAAUUUUGGCAUUGAAAUUGGCAUUGAAAUUAAUUGGCAUUGAAAUUCUGAGACCAAGGUCUGGGGAAUGGUGGAGGAGGGAGACUGAUUUCAUGUCAUUCAGAACCAAUAAAAGA
Messenger RNA from Talpa occidentalis (Iberian mole), 662 nucleotides. RefSeq names its product C-C motif chemokine ligand 1 (gene CCL1). Lineage: Eukaryota; Metazoa; Chordata; Mammalia; Eulipotyphla; Talpidae. The coding region runs from base 60 to 341 and encodes 93 amino acids. The transcript is spliced from 3 exons. Gene Ontology annotation, molecular function: chemokine activity; CCR chemokine receptor binding. The record is from RefSeq and is a predicted model, not a curated record. Gene Ontology annotation, biological process: immune response; cellular response to interleukin-1; monocyte chemotaxis. Gene Ontology annotation, cellular component: extracellular region.